Molecule: messenger RNA, 3633 nt
Organism: Mytilus californianus (California mussel)
Lineage: Eukaryota; Metazoa; Mollusca; Bivalvia; Mytilida; Mytilidae
Product: galactocerebrosidase-like
Exons: 18
Coding region: 195-2270 (691 amino acids)
Biological process (GO): galactosylceramide catabolic process
Cellular component (GO): lysosome
Molecular function (GO): galactosylceramidase activity
Source: RefSeq, a predicted model, not a curated record
CAAAUAAACAAAUUGCAAUAUUGAUAAAAACAUUUAAAUCUUUGGGUUAUAUGUUGUUCUCUUAUCUUAUUUUCAAAAUUGGUAUUUAGUCAUUUCUUUAAAAGUUCCAUGAGUGAACAAUCUUUUGGAGAACAUCCUUAAUUUGCACAACCCACUUCCGGUCAAAUCAUGUGAUUUACGCUAGUUUGUUGACAAUGUUUCUGACACCGGUUGCUUCUUAUAUUUUAUAUUACCUGUGCACACACAGUUAUGCUGAAGAAGUGACAUACCCUGUUGACAACACUUCAGGAUAUGGUAGACGAUUCGAUGGGAUAGGAGGCCUAAGUGGUGGAGGAGCAACAUCAGUGCUGUUACAAAACUAUCAAGAACAGCAGAGGAAUGAAAUCCUGGAUUAUUUAUUUAAGCCUAAUUUUGGAGCUAGUUUACAUCUCCUGAAGGUAGAGAUUGGUGGAGAUGCUCAAAGCACAGAAGGAACAGAGGCUUCACACAUGCACAACAGCUGGGAUGAAAAUUAUAACAGAGGAUAUGAGUGGUGGUUGAUGAAAGAAGCAAAAAAGAGAAAUCCCAAUAUUUUGUUAUAUGGAUUACCUUGGGCAUGGCCUGGAUGGAUAGGAAAUGGAACAAGAGAUCCAUAUACAGACAUAGAACUACCAGCUAAUUAUAUUCUCAAAUGGAUCCUUGGUGCAAAGAAGUAUCAUAAUUUAACUAUUGAUUUUAUUGGGAUUUGGAAUGAACAGGCAUAUGAUGUAAAAUAUAUUAAGCUAUUGAGGAAAGUCUUAGAUAACAACAGUUUACAACAUGUUAGGAUAGUAGCUGCUGAUGGAGGCUGGGGUAUUGUCAAUGAUAUCAACAAUGAUUCUGACCUUGCUAAAGCUAUUGACUUUAUAGGUGUUCACUACCCAGGCACAGAGUCUGUCAUGUCAGCUAUUCAGACAGGGAAACAGUUAUGGUCAUCUGAGGAUUACAGUACAUUUAAUGACAAUAUAGGAGGAGGAUGCUGGGCAAGGCUCCUGAAUCAGAAUUAUGUAAAUGGAAGAUUCACAGGAACUAUAUCGUGGAAUUUAAUUGCCAGUUACUAUGAUGCCCUUCCUUUUGCCCGUAAUGGUCUGAUGACAGCAAAUUCACCAUGGAGUGGAAGCUAUGUAGUCAACAGUCCAAUAUGGAUGUCAGCACAUACAACACAGUUUACAUUGCCUGGAUGGAAAUACCUGUCACAUGGUAGUGGUGUUGGUAAACUGAAAUAUGGAGGGAGUUAUGUCUCCUUGGUCAGUCCUGAUGGCAAAGAUCUUACAAUUGUCAUAGAAACCAUGAGUCAUGACCAUUCCAUUUGUAUCAGGCCACCACUUCCUGCUUAUACAGUGGCUCAACAGAACAUCACCAUAAAGCUUGGUGGCAGCUUUGCUAAAAAAACAGAAGUGACAGCAUGGUAUAGCCAGUUGAAAUUUGAUGGGAAGAAUGAUACAUUUAUGCAAAAGGUUGAUAUCAAGGUACCAAAUAGAUUGAUACAUCUGAGAUUAGAUGUAGAUCAAGUGGUUACCAUAACAACAAAAAAAGUUGGUCAGAAAGGAAGUUACCCUAAUCCACCACCCAGUAAACCAUUCCCUGUGCCUUAUAAAGAAGAUUUUGAAGCUUAUGAAGAAGUUUCCCAUCCGAAUAAUUUUGCUCAGCAAGUUGGUGUGUUUGAAGUGAGAAAGUCAGAGGAUACACAACAUGGAAACAUUCUUCAACAAGUAGUUCUACAUUCUCCUAUUCACUGGUGCCCUAAUAAUCUAGUGUUUCCUAUCAACUUAAUUGGGAACUUUAACUGGACAGACAUUUCUGUAUCAGUAGAUGUACAGAUUGGUAAAGAGAAUGGUACUGAUGGAGUAUUCCUGGCAGCCAGGGUGGAUAAGGGAGGAUGUCAGUCAUUUUAUGCCAAUGGUGUCUUCUUUUAUAUCUUUCCAGCUUCCAAGAUGUAUUACUUAACUUAUGACUUGUCAAGAACUCAGUUAGUUGCUAAAGGAUCAAUAUCAAACAUACAAGAUGGAUGGAAUAACCUUGAACUUAUUGUGGAGGGAUAUCAAUUAAGAGGAAGUGUAAAUGGACAGUUAACAUUUGAACACACAAUAGACAAAGCUCCUUUAAGUGGUUUUAUAGGUAUAGGAACAUCAUCCUAUGGUAUAGCUGACUUUGAUAACUUACAUAUCUUUGAUACAAAUAAAUCUACAGUUAUUUCAUAUGAAGAACAUAUUGAUGAAACAUUGUAUUUUGUACCAAGGCAUAAACCAUAAAAAUACAGCUAAUUAAUGUAAGAUUGUUUUAUUGAUGCAGGGUUUGACAAAAAAAUACCUGCUGUAAUGGGAGACAACUCUUUGGGAAAUAUAGUGUGAUUUUUUAGUCGGAGAGUUGGUGCAUUUUAUUUGAAUAGGGACCUUUUAUACAGUAUUUACUAUUGGUGCAUUCAUAUUAAGUAAAAAUUAUGUUCAUUUAUUUGUAAAGUUUUCCUGUUGUUGCUUUGUACAUUCGACACCUUCUGGAUUUUAAGUCUGUUAUCUUUUUUUAUCCAAAUUAUGUUUGGAGUUUCCCAUUGCAAAGCAUGAACUUAUCUGCAAAAAGGAGUAGGUAUUACCCCUCCUUAAUUGGGUUUGAAUGAAACUUUUACAGAAUCUUUUGUAUAUGAAUAAAUGUCAUUGUAGAUUAGAUUUUGAUCUGAAUUUUCCAUACAUAUUGGUAGAACAGGGUCAGAGUUCAAGCUCUAGUUUUUUUUCUAAUUUUGUAUUUAAAUAGAUAUUGCUCAUUAGUCAGUUACAAAAACAGUUUAGCAUGAAAAAGUAUCCUCAAAUUCUUUUUGAAAGAUCUUAAGACUGCUCUAGAAAUUUUACUGAGAUGUUUUUUAUAUGUAGUUUAAUGAGAUUCAAAAAACAGGUACCAUGUAUAUAAAGGAGAAUAAGUGAACAAAAUGGUUGAUUUACUGACUGUUUUCAUUUGAAAUUUGUUUCAUAAAAUAUUGUAAACAUAGAAGACUAUUCCAUAAAUGUUUCUUCACAAGAUAUCAAUUGGUCCAUAAAAACAGAUGCAAUGUAUUUUGUGUAAAUGCAUUUAUUUUCUAUACAUUUUUUGUUUACAUUCCAUAAUGCUCAUUUAGGAUGUGAUAAAAAAUUAAUAUUAGAUAUUUUAUACUUUUUUAUACUCUAUUAUGUAAGAGUUGAUUAAUUGAUGUUCAGGUUGAAUGUUUACUGUGUUGAAAAUAUUUUUUUGUUUGUUUGUAAGUUGAUGAUUGUAAUAUAUAUUUUAUAAUCAGUGGGAAUUUUCAGUCUACCUGGUGUAGGCAUACUAUUAUAUUAAAGUAGUGCCUUAGAUAAGCUUUCUUUUAAAUAGAUUCAAAAACUAAAAUUUAAAUGUAAUUUAUAAUUUUUCUGCUUUUAUAUGCAGGAAUUUGUUUUACAUGAUUUUGAAGAAAAAAAAGUUAUGAAUGAAAUAUGCAUAGGCCAUAGUUGAUUUUGUGUGAAUGGUGGACAUGUUUUGCCAUUUUAGAAGGAUAAAGUUUGUAUGUUUAACCUACCAUUUGUAAUGCAUUUUAAGUAUGGAUGAAACAUUGCUUAAUAAUAAUUGCAUACAAGUGAAUGAUGUUUUAUAUAAAAUAAUUGAAAAAUC